This is a messenger RNA of Dendroctonus ponderosae (mountain pine beetle), 2148 nucleotides long. Its product is annotated as zinc finger protein 184. The record is from RefSeq and is a predicted model, not a curated record. The transcript has 6 exons. Lineage: Eukaryota; Metazoa; Arthropoda; Insecta; Coleoptera; Curculionidae. Bases 81 to 2030 code for a protein of 649 amino acids.
GUGACAUAUUUGAAAAGUACCCAGACGGAAAUCGCCUCUUCCAAAUCCGCAGGCAAAGCGAUCAACCGCAGAGCCGCAAAAUGAGAAGCGCCGUGGUGAUUCUGAUCCACAAAGUGCUGGACGGCCAGAUCGUGUCCAGCAUCAUGGACGAGAACAGAGGCAGCCCCCUAGUGAUCCGCAGCCUGGCCAAGAAGACGGGGCCCCAAUUCGAUUUGGAGGGCUACGAUGAGGCGAAAGUGUGCCUGAAUUUCGCCCACUUGUUGGCGGACGAUACGAUAACAAUUCGAGCUGUGGGGGAGGAGGCGCUUGAGUCGUCGCUGGUCAUGGGGUUGAACUUUCCCACCUUAACCAAGUGCCAGAACUGCGAGACGAAUUUCCCCACCAAGUACCAGUAUCAAAGGCACCAGUGCGACUUCAAUGAGGAAAAGCUGGUUUACAAGAAUCCAGACGCACCCGCUGAGAAAAAUGAGCGUCAAUCACGGUUACAUGAAUGUCCCGUGUGUUUCAAGGGAUUUGCCACUAAAGCCAGCAUGGAGAAACACCAUUCCACUUGCCACUUGGGCAACGACAGCAUCUGCGAGUUCUGCAACAAGCACUUCGUAACGGACAAUCGGCUGCGCAUCCACAAGGAGAACCACUGCAAGAAGGCGGGGAAGAUCUCCAAGUUCUACCGCAGCGAUGUGACGGUGUGGAAGUGCAAAAAGUGUCAUGAGGUGUUUUCUUCGGUGGACAACGCCCAGCAUCACGUGCGGCUUUGCCAGGACGCCGCCCAGUUGCUCUCCAUGGACGACGAGCUCUCCUUCUCCAAGCACGUGGAGACGAUUUCCACGGAAAUCCUCCUGCAAUGUGAGUUCUGCAACCGUAGCUUCUCCGACAAAAACCUGCUGCUGAUGCACCAGCGCAAGCACACCACGGCUAAGAACUACGAGUGCGUGAACUGCGAGCAAGUCUUCGACUCCUACACGCUGGCGGCUUCGCAUUGGAUAAAGCGCUGCACCGAGUUCGCCAACGUGUUCUUCCUGCCCAAGCUCUCCUUCUGCGAGUACUGCGACCGCACGUUCAAGUCCCACGAAAUCCUCUACAACCACAAGAUCAAGCAGAAGCACUAUACUCCCAAGCUCCACAUUUCCCUCAACGAGGAGAGCCCCAUCAAUCGCCCCCACACAACUGUGGAGAGCCAGAAAAUCAUCAACCGACUCAUACAGGAUGUGCUCAAAACUCUGGAGGUUCCAGUUAGUUCCAUCAACAAUGCCAGUGAAGCUGGGGCUAGUGAGAUUAAAACUGAGCCAGUUAGCGACAACUCAUGCAGCGCCAGCCAGGAGCAAGGGAACCGAUCCGAUAAGCGCCCCAAGAAGCGCAAGCCGCUACGAAGCGCCUCGAAGGCCAAGAAACACUGUCUGACUACUGAUAAAGGUUUCAAGUAUCAAUGCGAGCGAUGCAUCAAGGUUUUCAACAGCAUUUCCAGCCUGGAAUCGCAUCGAUCGGGCGAACAUGUCGCCACAUUUUGUUGCGAGGAGUGCGGCCAAACGUUAGGGAGCGCAAAGGCGCUCCUAAUUCACUGCAGGGCGCACAAGAGCCUCAAACCGUACGUCUGCGACACCUGUGGCAGGAGCUACUCCCAAACCUCCCACCUCUGGCAGCAUAUGCGGUUCCAUCAAGGCAUCAAGCCGUUUGCGUGUCCGCAUGAAGGGUGCGAAGCCCGAUACACGAUCCGCCCGGACCUCAAGGACCACAUUAGGAAGGUGCACACUAGGGAGCGCCCUUUCAAGUGCAGCGUUUGCAACAAGUGUUUCCUUACUGGGUCUGUGUAUUAUCAACAUCGGCUCAUCCACACGAAUGAUCGCCGAUAUGGAUGCCUGAUUUGCAAUAAGCGUUUCUUUAGGGCUGACGCCCUAAACAACCACAAGCGAAUCCAUACGGACGAGCGGCCCUACCCAUGUAACGUGUGCGGCAAAGAGUUUAGGCAAAAGGGCGAUCGCAACAAACACUUGCGCACCCAGCAUCCUGAUCUUGUUGGUACCCACAUUUAAAGCUGGAUCCGUUUGUUUAGUAGAACUUUGGGGUUUUUUAAGGGAAAGGUUUCACAUGGAUUCAGAGCGCUACCGAUGAGUAGCUAAUACACUACCUACUGUUGGCGUUAAUUCGCAA